Messenger RNA from Rotaria sp. Silwood1, 441 nucleotides. The record is from the annotation of a GenBank genome assembly. NCBI's taxonomy places the organism in Eukaryota, Metazoa, Rotifera, Eurotatoria, Philodinida, Philodinidae.
AUGCUCAAUGCAUAUGCGUCAUCUGAAUCUGCGCUUCAAAUUGAAGUUAUUUCACCUGAAAUACGUGGUGUUGGUUCAAAACGAUAUGUUGAUUAUACAGUUAAAAUGAAAACAACAUUACCAAUAUUUCAUCAAACAGAAUCAAUUGUUCAUCGACGUUAUUCUGAUUUUGAAUGGUUACAUAAAGAAUUAGAACAGGCUGAUACAAAAAUAGUUGUACCAUCAUUACCUGAUAAAGCUUGGCAAAGACAAUUACCAUUUCGAAACGAUAAUGGUCUUUUUCAGGAUGAUUUCAUUGAAGAGCGACGACGAGGAUUAGAAAUAUUUAUUAAUAAAAUUGCAGCUCAUCCGCUAGCUCAAAAUGAACGUGCUUUACAUGUUUUUCUACUAGAACCGGAAAUUGAUUUAAAAAAAUAUGUACGAGGCAAAAUAAAACAUUAA